Molecule: messenger RNA, 527 nt
Organism: Cylicocyclus nassatus
Lineage: Eukaryota; Metazoa; Nematoda; Chromadorea; Rhabditida; Strongylidae
Source: the annotation of a GenBank genome assembly
AUUGUUUGCGGUUGACCUCUUCGUGCUGAAAAUCGUCGUAACGCGUCUACUAAUUGCAUCGCGCUCAAAUUGUUUACCACUUCGAGAUGUAUAGCUCUCGUUGUCAUGCAUGUUAUCAAAACAAUCCAUCUUUUAUUUUCUUUUGUUUCAGUUAUCGUACGGAAUGGUCCCGCCAAAUCAAUUCCCACAUGUUGAAAUGGGCGGCAAGGAUUUGUGCGUUGAUUUGGCAAAGAAGGGGAAUCCGGAUACAGCAGUCUCAAUAUCAUGGGCCUUGCAAGCGGCGAGUGGUUUCUGUUCGCCUAUGGCUGUGAUUUCAGGUUGAAAGCUGUAAUGGACAUUACGUCGAAACGUCGAUCGUCAGUCGAGGUGGUCUCAAAUGAAGAAAAUUUUCAACUGGAGUCUCGUCGGCUUGACUUCCUUUUGUACUGUCUCUUGUUUUUGUUGUGUUUCUCAUGUGCUUAUCUAUUUUUCAUCUUGUGAGAUACCUUCAAUGUUUGCACUUUGCAUAUCAAUAAAUCUCUUGCGAG